CGACCAGAGGCACGUCCCCUCUCCUCCAUGCGUCAUAGACACGAAUUGGAUCCAAUUCUUAUGUCGAUAUUUUGCUUUUCCUGGUUGCUUGUCCUGCCUCAUGCCACAUGCUACCUCAUCCCACCACAAUACCACCGGUGUUUGUUCCUUUACUCAACUUCCCCCAAAAUCUUUUCUGAUCCAGCAAAUCCAUCCGUCCUUCUAGAGAGCAACACAAACGAACAGGCAUCAUGCUGUCCGCACGAAUCGCUUCGAGGUCUGCGAGGGCCGCUCGCCUGCCCGCCCGCAUCCCCGCCAAGACAAGCCUCCGCCAAGCUCGGUUCCAAUCUACCUCGUCCCCAUCUUCCUCAACAUCCUCCAGCGGGUCCCACUUCGCCGCCGGCGCCGCGGGUGGCCUUGUGGGCGCCGGUGUCCUCUAUGGCGUCUACCAGUAUACCCCGGCCGGCCGAAUGGCCAGCCGCGUGAACAAGGCCGCGGGCGAAGCCGAGGCCAAGUACAACGAGGCGGCCAAGAAGCUCCGCGAGAAGGCCCCGAGCUCGGCCGACCAGGCCAUCGACUCGAUGAAGCGCCUCGCCAUGACGUACGCCUCCUGGGUCCCCGGUGGCCGCGCCUACGUCGAGGCGGCGUUCGCCGACGUCGACAAGGUCCGCGAGAAGCACAGCGACGAGGCAGACAAGAUCGUCCAGGACGCGUACAAGAAGCUGCAGGACGCCAGCAAGGCUGGCUUCAGCCUCGAGGCCGCGUCCAGGGCCUGGGACGUGCUGGCCGAGGUCUCGCGGAGGGUGGCGGAGCUGGCCGGGGACGCGGCAGGCGACGUGCUCGACAACCACCCCAAGCUCAAGGAGAAGAUGGGCGGGAGCGUGGACCAGCUGAAGCAGAUGGGCGAGCAGUACGGCCCCGAGGCCAAGAAGAUGGUGGACGAGACGUGGGCGCAGCUGCGCGACAUCGUCUCGGGCGGCCUCAGCGCCGAGAACAUCGACAAGGCCCGCAAGCUGGUGGACGAGAAGAUGCAGCAGGUGCGGAAGCUCGGCGACGAUGCCUGGAAGAAGGCCCUCGAGCAGGCCAAGCCGCUGUUCGAGAAGAGCCCCCAGGUGAAGAAAAUCAUUGAGGAGAACGCCGACGCGCUCAAGCAGGGCAACACCAAGGAGCUUUUCGACAAGGCGCGCUCGGCCGUGGAGUCGGGAGAGACGGGAGAGCUCGAGAAGUACGUGGGCCAGGCUGUCGACAAGGCAAAGAAGGCUUCUGGCAGCGGCGGCAGCAUCAUAGGUGGCGGCCUUGAGGAGUACCUUGGCAAGAUCCCCAACGGCUCCGACAUCUUGCCCAAGCUGCAGCAGCUGGGUGAGGUUGCCAUGAAGCACAAGGAGGAGGGAGAACAGCUCCUCAAGGAGACGGUCGAGGAGCUCAAGAAGGUGCUGGAGCAGAAGGCCAAGAAGGCUGAGGAGAUUGCAAACAAGGCCAAAAAGGAGGCGAAGUGAAGCAUGGAUGUCCAAAUGCAGGGAGGGCAUUUCCACCGUUCAUCCUAUAGAGCAUUGGAGCUGGAGUUUGGCGUUGGUCGUACCUAAAACACCGCCUUCAUCCUUGUUAAUAUCAGCUGGCCUCGAGGCAUAAAGGCACCAAAAAGUCUACAUUUUUCCACGACCCAGAUCCCGUGUGUCAUUCCAGCGCGUGUUUCCCAGGCCGGACUACACUAGAUCACA
Messenger RNA from Gaeumannomyces tritici R3-111a-1, 1697 nucleotides. RefSeq lists its product as hypothetical. The record is from RefSeq and is a predicted model, not a curated record. NCBI's taxonomy places the organism in Eukaryota, Fungi, Ascomycota, Sordariomycetes, Magnaporthales, Magnaporthaceae. The transcript has a single exon. Bases 231 to 1475 code for a protein of 414 amino acids.